AUGGCCAGCUACGGAAAAUUCACGGUGGCAGAUCUGAAAAUGAUGAUGCGAGGAAUUGGGAUGACAGCUAAACAAUGGCCGGGGAAAAAGAAAGAAAUGCUCCUCAAGCUUGCAGAAUGGGACAAAGCACAUCCUGACGAUAUUGCCGCCAACAGACGCGUUGCUGCAGGCGGCCUGGCUCGAUCUCAGGCGUCUACAGCUGCUGCGCCUGUCCCAGCACCAGCACAAGCCACACCAUCAACACAAGUCCCAACAUCAACACAAGUCCCAACAUCAACACAAGUCCCAACAUCAGCACCAGCAGAACUUAAAGAGGGUAGGAAGCGUAGGCAGAGCACUCCUCUGGCCGAGUCAGGUGCCAGAACCAAGCGUCAGAAAAAAAACGAAGGCAUAGAUGAAACGUCCGAUGUCGAGGAUACUUUGUCCACCGCAAAACCUACUCGUAUACUGAAGAUUCGACUGCGCAAUCCAUCGUCCGCAACAGGAUCCAAUGUCGCAGAGCCGUCUUUUCGGAUGAGCAUCCCGAUACCACACGAAGAUGAAGACGCUGUCAUGACUGACACAGAUGAGGAGCAUGUUGCUCGCCUUCCGCCCACAUCUACGCGACACGACCUCUCUGUCAUCCCGGAAGAGGAGGAUGCCUCAUCGAACAUAUUGACUCGCGAUCCGCAAACUCUUGUCACAACCGCAAUCAAGGCGGACAAGAAGGCAGCAGUGAGCAAGACUGUGAAGCCCGGCAACAAGGGGCAAUUCGAGGGGUCAUCCAGUAAGAUGUCGAAUGAGAACAGCAAAGACGAGCAAUACCGACCAUCUCAUAUUGAGCCCGAUAGCUUUGAACUCGAACAUCCCACUUCAAGAAAGAUUCCUGCAUCUCUCAAAGCAAAGGGGCUUGCAGCGCGUCGGGAUACAACAUCAGCGAAAGUGGACAAGGUAGAUGAUGCUAUACCAGAGGACGAGCAAGAGACUUCUGAUGAAGGUCUUGUCAGUGGUUCUGGCGAUUCUGAAGAUCUUGGACAGGAGGCUGCCGGCGCUCCUGUCAAGUGGCCUUCGAAGAAGGCUUCCAAGACCAAGAGCACGAAAAAAGCAGCAGGAAAGGUUCCCAAGGCUCCACCAGCAAAGAAAGAAAUGCAUAAAGAAAAGGAACGUAGACACCACCUGCUUCGACCACUAGGUGCUUAUUCUGACCCUGUGGUUGCAGAAGCCUGGCGCGUCAGGAAGCGCACGGUCAAACUCAAGAUGGACCAUCAUGUUUCGCCAGGCACCGAGCGAGCACCCAUGGAACAGCUUGGGAGCUGGCGUCGUGAAGAGCGGUACUUUGAAAUAGAAAAGGAGGCAGGUAGAGAGUUGAAAUUGUGGAUGUCGGGAGAUUUCGACGAGGAUGAUCGAGAGCGCUCGCCGAUGGAGAUGGCUUUCCCACCCGAUCCACCGAGUUAG
This is a messenger RNA of Parastagonospora nodorum SN15, 1434 nucleotides long. RefSeq lists its product as hypothetical. Lineage: Eukaryota; Fungi; Ascomycota; Dothideomycetes; Pleosporales; Phaeosphaeriaceae. The coding region runs from base 1 to 1434 and encodes 477 amino acids. The record is from RefSeq and is a predicted model, not a curated record. The transcript has 2 exons.